This is a messenger RNA of Priapulus caudatus, 1557 nucleotides long. RefSeq lists its product as uncharacterized. The transcript is spliced from 5 exons. The coding region runs from base 1 to 1557 and encodes 518 amino acids. Gene Ontology annotation, cellular component: NuA4 histone acetyltransferase complex. Gene Ontology annotation, biological process: regulation of DNA-templated transcription. The record is from RefSeq and is a predicted model, not a curated record. Lineage: Eukaryota; Metazoa; Priapulida; Priapulimorpha; Priapulimorphida; Priapulidae.
AUGGUUCAAGCAUAUGCAGCAAGAGAUAGAGUUGCAUCCAUGCACCUUGAUGACACCAGGCCAGAUGCGAACGCAAUUCUAAACAUUCCUGUGCAGAACUACCUUCCAUCACCUGAAGACCAUCAGCUGCUCUAUCAUGAAUACAUCAAUGAAGUGCAGAAAAUUCUGUGCGCAAAGAUGGAGGCGUUUAAGGACGUAAACCUAGAACCCAUGCAGCACCCAUACAUGCAAGAAUUGAGCCAGAAAAGCCAUAUGGUCCCGCUGGGUGUCAUCGACAAGGAUGAGACGAAAAUCACCAAUAUGAUAGACAUCGUGGAAACUUACCAGCAGCUUGUGCCACUUCGAGAUGGUAAACUAGUUACCACCAUUCUCUAUGGUGAUGGGCUCUCCUGUGAGAGAGUAAACGAUGCCAAGUGCGCCAGGAUUAGUUCUGCAAACCCGAUGGGGCGCCUUGAUGGGAUCGAGCCACAGAUUCAGGAAUGGCAUAGACGUGCAAUACAUUUGAAUGACAUCUAUUCUAGCCUGUUCAGUGGGAAGAGUGCUAGAGACAAGGGAACACUGUUCUAUCUGAAGAGUCGUUUCCGACAUCGAAAUGUCAGCGCAAAUGUAAUGCACUGCUUUAACUAUGCCAACGAACUGAUGAGAUUUACCACAGAGGCAUAUGCAGUUGCUGCUGCCUGUAGCUUCCUUGGCCUGAAUGCACCAGAUGACUGCCUACCCAACCAACCCUCAGAACCACUUGAGUUAGAGCAUUUGCUCCUGAAAACUGCCAAGCAUGUUGUGGGGAUUGCAUUCUGCCCGCCUGAUGCCUCUUGCAUUAUAAAUGCUGCAGCUGAGGAGCCUGAGCUGAAGUACUGCCUCUGCCAGGAAGAACUCGAAGAUGCACAGAUGGUAAAAUGUGAAAAUAAGAAGUGCCGGAGGGGCCAAUGGUUCCAUCUCAAAUGCAUUGACCUGGCUGAAGAAGACCUGCCAGACGGAGAUUGGUUUUGUAGUCAACAAUGCAAUAACAAAAAGAUGAAGACGGCCAAGCCCUCAGCCACAGAGGACCACAAAUUUCAGUACAGCAAAGCUGUACUUUGGUACGGUUUGGGGGACUCUGUGAGAACUGAUGCAGUGAGGCAGGGAGACGGGAACAGGAUCAUCAUGCACUGGCGGCAGGACAUGGUUCACUUCUUUGAAGGACACCACACAAAGUAUUUUGUGUUUGGACACCGUCUUCUGACCAGCACAGGUGGUGGUGCAUCAGAAAGGAUUGCUCAUCAGUUAACAUGGAACAGGACGGUCAAUCCAAGUGGACUGCCAGGCAGAAACUUAGAAAUGGACCUGCAAAUGGAAUUUUACAAUAAGGCCUACAAAGAGAGCAUCAAAAGUGCUGGGGGCCAUAUUACCGACAACACCGUGAGGAGGCAUGGAGAUAUGGUCGGGCUAGGGCGAUCAAUGCAGCUCCUUUUCGAUCUCCAAGUGGCUGAGAGGCGCACAGACAAAAGGAAGCAUGGCCAGGCUGACAGAUCUCCUGAUUUUAAGGACUUGGUUGAACUCCUACUGGAAGAAGAAUGA